Molecule: messenger RNA, 1485 nt
Organism: Ogataea philodendri
Lineage: Eukaryota; Fungi; Ascomycota; Pichiomycetes; Pichiales; Pichiaceae
Exons: 1
Coding region: 1-1485 (494 amino acids)
Molecular function (GO): protein binding
Source: RefSeq, a predicted model, not a curated record
AUGCUCCCUCCGGAGGUUUGGACAAUUAUUUGCAGCCAGUUGUCACAAUUCGACCUGUGCUCGCUGCUAUUGGUCAAUAAAGAACUAUCCGAUAUAGCAUUGGCCCAGUUGUAUUGCUCAAUUAUCGUCGAUAGCCAUUACACCCAGUUCGAUCCAGAAUACGUCCAGACAAACCGGCUUUUCCAGACCAGAAAGACGUUUAUCCGCACGAAACCCAACAUCAACGGGUUUCUUCACAGUUCCAAGGUGGCCAAGGUGAAAUGUCUGGAAAUUGUUCAUUGUCCCCAGGAAUUUAUCGACUUUGAGCUCAAACUGUCUAAAUCACUGGCCAGCUUCACCAGCUUGGCGGCUUUGCGAAUAGAUCAGCCUGUUUCGCUUGAUCUUCUCGAGAACAUCCACUCGAAUCUCGACCAUUUGUCUCUCGCAAUCAACAACUUCCGGCCGUGCAGACUCCAAUUUGCUCCGCUGUGCUUGAAAUCCAUCUCGAUCGGGCCCUCAAGCCAGCCAAACGAUUUGACCUCCGCGUUGGUCCAGGACACGUCCAAAUUGCAGGCUUUGGAACUCGUUCGUCCUCACCGCAAAAUCCAUCUCAGAGACCUCAUUUCGUCCUCAAUCAGAUACCCCAGAACAGUGCUGGACUUCCCGGCCGUGUCUCAUUUGAGUCUCGUGAGCGCAAUUCUCACUCCGCAAGACUCCAUCCCGCUGGCGGUGCAAAACAACCUGAAAUCCAUCUGUUUCGCAGACACCAACGAGAUCGCCGAGUCUGAGUCGCUGCUGGACACGCUCAACCCUCCCAAGCUGGAAAUCCUAGCAAUAGACCUUCGUCAAGGGUCCAUCGACUCUGUGGCUCCGUUUCUGAACCGAUUGUCCCCAAACUCGCUCCGCGAACUGAGUCUCGUAAUCAGAUACAACAUCCUGAAACAAUCCCCGCUCAUGCAGCUGCUCGAUCAGUACGUCGCUGCCAUUUCCAGACAGUCCGGGUCGCUUGAAAAACUGUCUUUGGAAAUCAGGUCCGAAAAAGAACUCGUGGAACUCCACGAACAACUGUCCGAGUCGCAAUUUUCGCAACUAUUCAUGAAACAGUCGUUUCCGCGUCUAUCUUCGCUUCGAAUCCAAACCCAGUUCGCCUUCAUCAGCAAAAAUAAACAGUCUUUCUUCAACUGCCUGCCAAAUUUGCAGAAAUUGUGGAUUCUUGGUAGCAACUCGUUCGAAAAACAUUGGGGGCUCGGCAACGCGUAUCCGGGCGUUUUCGACAACUGGCUUCGGAUCCAACACCUCCCUACAGGUCUGCUCAACGACGCACCAAAACCAAACACAAAACUAGAGUACAUCAAGAUCGACGAGUGUUUGUUCCAAAUCAAAAAGGAACAAGACGUCUACGAAAUCGUUCCUAGAGACUCGAUCGACAGCUGGUUUGAGUCCCACACAGAUGUGAGAUGGAACCCCAGACUGUGGUCGAGCGAGAUCCUCAUGGUGGACUCCUGA